Messenger RNA from Equus quagga, 7707 nucleotides. RefSeq names its product cytoplasmic linker associated protein 1 (gene CLASP1). The coding region runs from base 237 to 4652 and encodes 1471 amino acids. Gene Ontology annotation, molecular function: microtubule binding; kinetochore binding. The record is from RefSeq and is a predicted model, not a curated record. Gene Ontology annotation, biological process: mitotic spindle assembly. NCBI's taxonomy places the organism in Eukaryota, Metazoa, Chordata, Mammalia, Perissodactyla, Equidae. The transcript has 39 exons. Gene Ontology annotation, cellular component: microtubule organizing center; spindle microtubule; mitotic spindle.
UUCUCGUGUCCUGUUGUUUCCAAUGACAACUGUGAAGCGCUCUUUCUGUGCUGGGGCAGUCCUGGUCUCGAUAAAUAAUUGAAUCCUGCCAGUCGGCGUGCGCUCCCUGGCCUCUCCGACCGUGUCUGAGCCAGAAAUGUGGGCGCGUCUUGUGAACUGGCAGGCAAAAGCUCUGGGCCCCAGGCCGGCUGCUCACGGGUUCCCGCUGUUUCCCGUUGCAGGUGGUUCUCCUGGGCAUGGACAUCCUGUCUGCGCUGGUCACCCGGCUGCAGGAUCGGUUCAAGGCGCAGAUUGGCACAGUGCUGCCAAGUCUAAUAGACAGACUGGGAGAUGCUAAAGACUCGGUGAGGGAGCAAGACCAAACUCUGCUGCUAAAGAUCAUGGAUCAGGCUGCUAAUCCCCAGUAUGUGUGGGACCGAAUGCUGGGAGGCUUCAAGCACAAGAAUUUCCGGACUCGGGAAGGCACAUGUCUCUGCCUUGUUGCCACACUCAAUGCCUCUGGAGCACAUACUUUAACACUAAGCAAGAUCGUGCCACAUAUAUGUAACUUACUUGGAGAUCCAAACAGCCAGGUUCGAGAUGCAGCAAUAAACAGCUUAGUGGAAAUUUACAGACAUGUAGGAGAACGUGUGAGGGCAGAUCUCAGUAAAAAAGGAUUGCCACAGUCCCGAUUGAAUGUAAUUUUUACAAAAUUUGAUGAAGUUCAAAAAUCUGGAAACAUGAUACAAUCUGCAAAUGAUAAAAAUUUUGAUGAUGAAGAUUCUGUGGACGGUAAUAGACCUUCCUCUGCCAGUUCUACAUCAUCCAAAGCUCAACCAAGCUCACGGAGAAACGUUGGAAUGGGGACCACCCGCCGGCUUGGAUCAUCCACUCUUGGAUCCAAGUCCUCAGCUGCAAAAGAAGGAGCUGGUGCUGUUGAUGAAGAGGACUUUAUUAAAGCAUUUGAUGACGUCCCUGUAGUGCAGAUUUAUUCCAGCCGAGACCUUGAGGAAUCCAUAAACAAGAUUAGGGAAAUAUUAUCUGAUGACAAGCAUGAUUGGGAGCAAAGAGUAAAUGCUCUAAAAAAGAUUAGAUCUUUACUUUUGGCUGGUGCUGCUGAGUAUGAUAACUUCUUUCAACACUUGCGUCUUUUGGAUGGAGCCUUUAAACUAUCUGCUAAGGAUCUGCGGUCUCAGGUAGUGCGGGAGGCUUGUAUCACAUUGGGGCAUCUGUCAUCAGUUCUGGGGAAUAAAUUUGACCAUGGAGCUGAAGCCAUUAUGCCAACUAUCUUUAAUUUAAUUCCAAACAGUGCCAAAAUUAUGGCUACUUCUGGUGUUGUAGCUGUUAGGUUAAUCAUUCGGCACACACACAUCCCUAGGCUGAUACCUGUCAUAACAAGCAACUGUACCUCCAAGUCUGUUGCAGUUAGAAGGCGCUGUUUUGAAUUUUUAGAUUUACUUUUACAAGAAUGGCAAACACAUUCACUGGAACGACACAUAUCAGUAUUAGCUGAAACAAUAAAGAAGGGAAUACAUGAUGCUGACUCUGAAGCAAGGAUAGAAGCCAGAAAGUGUUACUGGGGUUUCCACAGUCACUUCAGCAGAGAAGCUGAGCACCUGUACCACACCUUGGAGUCCUCCUACCAGAAAGCGCUGCAGUCCCAUUUGAAGAACUCGGACAGCAUCGUGUCUCUGCCACAAUCCGAUCGCUCGUCUUCUAGCUCUCAAGAGAGUCUGAAUCGGCCGCUCUCUGCCAAAAGAAGUCCUACUGGAAGUACCGCCUCUAGAGCUUCUACAGUUAGUACCAAAUCUGUGUCAACGACUGGAUCCCUCCAGCGGUCUCGAAGUGAUAUUGACGUGAACGCAGCUGCCAGUGCCAAAUCCAAAGUGUCCGCGGCUUCAGGCGCUGCACCUUUCAGCUCUGCCGCAGCCUUGCCUCCAGGGUCAUACGCAUCCUUAGAGUCCAGACACCUGAGGGAAGAUACGGAGUCCGUAGGCCUUGACGCAGGUCGGAUCCGCACUAGACGACAAAGCUCUGGGAGUGCCACCAACGUCGCGUCUACGCCUGCCGACAGUCGAGGCCGCAGUCGUGCUAAAGUGGUUUCACAGUCCCAGCCUGGCAGCCGGUCAAGUUCCCCAGGGAAAUUGUUGGGAAGUGGUUAUAGUAGCCUUGCUGGCGGUUCCUCAAGAGGGCCACCUGUGACACCUUCUUCAGAAAAACGGAGCAAGAUUCCCAGGAGUCAGGGAUGUAGCCGAGAAACAAGUCCAAACCGAAUAGGAUUAGACCGAUUCGGGCUUGGCCAGGCAGGAAGAAUACCUGGUUCUGUAAAUGCCAUGCGAGUUUUGAGCACAAGUACCGAUCUUGAGGCUGCUGUUGCUGAUGCUUUGCUGUUAGGAGACUCCAGGAGCAAGAAGAAGCCCGUGAGGAGGAGAUAUGAGCCAUAUGGGAUGUAUUCUGAUGAUGAUGCCAACAGCGAUGCUUCGAGUGUCUGCUCUGAGCGCUCAUAUGGUUCCAGGAACGGUGGCAUUCCCCAUUAUCUGCGGCAGACCGAGGAUGUAGCAGAAGUUCUCAACCACUGUGCCAGUUCAAACUGGUCAGAGAGGAAAGAAGGGCUUCUAGGCCUGCAGAACUUACUGAAGAGCCAAAGAACACUUAGUCGAGUAGAAUUGAAAAGAUUGUGUGAGAUCUUCACCCGAAUGUUUGCUGACCCUCAUAGCAAGAUUGCUGAUUCAGAACCAGAAUGUGAGGAUAAAGAAGGAAAUUUGUUUCCAUCAGAAGGCUCUUGUACAGUGAGUUUGCAGAGAGUUUUCAGCAUGUUUUUGGAGACUCUUGUGGAUUUUAUAAUAAUUCAUAAGGAUGACUUGCAAGACUGGCUUUUUGUUCUUCUCACACAAUUACUUAAGAAAAUGGGUGCAGAUUUACUUGGAUCUGUGCAAGCAAAAGUUCAGAAGGCUCUAGAUGUCACAAGGGACUCCUUUCCAUUUGAUCAACAAUUUAACAUUUUGAUGAGAUUUAUUGUGGAUCAAACACAAACUCCUAACCUCAAGGUCAAAGUUGCGAUCCUGAAGUACAUUGAGUCUCUUGCCAGGCAGAUGGAUCCGACAGAUUUUGUAAACUCUAGUGAGACAAGGCUUGCUGUUUCUAGAAUUAUAACCUGGACAACAGAACCAAAGAGUUCAGACGUGAGAAAGUCCCCGCUUCAGCGUAGUCGAGUAGGUGAGGAUUUCCCCACUAGGGCAGCUUCAUCCUGCUCUGGGCCUGGAGAAGGAAACUUGGAAGAAAAUUGUAAACAGGCAGCGCAAAUUGUGCUAAUCUCUCUGUUUGAAUUGAAUACUCCUGAAUUUACCAUGUUACUUGGUGCCUUGCCAAAAACAUUCCAGGAUGGUGCCACCAAACUCCUGCAUAACCACCUCAAGAAUUCCAGUAACACCAGUGUGGGCUCUCCGAGCAAUACAAUUGGCCGGACUCCCUCCCGACACACCAGCAGCAGGACUAGCCCCCUGACCUCACCCACCAACUGUUCCCAUGGGGGCUUGUCUCCAAGCAUGCUGGACUAUGAUACAGAGAACCUGAACUCUGAAGAAAUCUACAGUUCUUUGCGUGGAGUUACAGAAGCCAUUGAAAAGUUUAGUUUUCGAAGCCAAGAGGAUCUGAAUGAGCCAAUUAAACGAGAUGGCAAAAAGGACUGUGAUAUUGUGUCCCGAGAUGGUGGGGUUGCCUCUCCUCCCACUGAGGGUCGGGGAGGGAGUGAUGUGGUGGAAGGAGGCAGGACAGCUCUGGACAACAAGACCUCCCUCCUCAACACCCAGCCUCCACGUGCCUUCCCAGGGCCGCGGGUGCGAGACUACACUCCAUAUCCCUACUCGGACACCAUCAACACCUAUGACAAGACAGCCCUGAAGGAGGCCGUAUUUGACGAUGACAUGGAACAACUUCGAGAUGUGCCCAUUGACCAUUCUGACUUGGUGGCUGACCUCCUAAAAGAGCUGUCCAACCACAACGAGCGGGUGGAGGAACGGAAGGGUGCCUUGCUGGAGCUGCUCAAGAUCACCCGGGAAGACAGCUUGGGCGUCUGGGAGGAACACUUCAAGACCAUUCUGCUCCUGCUGUUGGAGACACUCGGAGACAAAGAUCAUUCCAUCCGAGCACUAGCAUUGAGAGUUUUACGUGAAAUUCUGAGAAACCAGCCAGCAAGAUUUAAAAACUACGCCGAGCUGACGAUCAUGAAGACUCUGGAAGCCCACAAAGACUCCCAUAAGGAGGUGGUGAGAGCUGCCGAGGAGGCUGCGUCCACACUGGCCAGUUCCAUCCACCCGGAGCAAUGCAUCAAAGUGCUCUGCCCCAUCAUCCAGACAGCCGACUACCCCAUCAACCUCGCCGCCAUCAAGAUGCAGACCAAAGUCGUCGAGAGGAUUGCCAAGGAGUCCUUGCUGCAGCUCCUUGCUGACAUCAUACCGGGCUUGCUGCAGGGUUAUGACAACACCGAAAGUAGUGUGCGUAAGGCCAGCGUGUUUUGCUUAGUGGCAAUUUAUUCCGUAAUCGGAGAAGAGCUGAAACCUCACCUUGCACAGCUCACAGGGAGCAAGAUGAAGCUACUAAACUUAUAUAUAAAGAGGGCCCAAACCACGAACAGCAACAGCAGCUCCUCCUCCGACGUGUCCACACACAGCUAAUGGCGACGCCACAGUCUCUUCGUGUAGCCCUAGAAGCAAUCGGUGGUGCCUCUCUGAGACCUUUCCCACCUCCCCCUCAUCGGCUGCCCAGUCAGUACAAGGAGGCCCGCAAAUAUUUAUUACAAUCAGUAUUUUGGUCCCUUCCAGCUUUUGUGUAGAAUCUUACUGGUAUUGAAUGUAAAGGAAACAAGGCCAGCAUUGCAUCUUCUUAAGAAACAACAGGAAUCAGAAAAGAGCGAUACUUAAACAUGUCUUAUACAGCCUGCUGAGAUCAUACAACCAUGUGUGUGGGUGCAGAUUUUAAAAUCAGAGCUCUCUAGCCAAUACUUGGUAGAAAAUAGCAUUUUCUUUUCAGUUAACAACAGAUUUGAGGAAGGAGUGUUAAUUUGUGUUUCUCUUUCAUCUUAGUUUACUUUCCUCUGGACGUGGCCUGUAUGAGGCAGAGCACUACCCCUUUCACAGUUGACACCGUGGAAGGGUCGUUUGUCUUUAAGUUGUGUUUUGAGACCUACUAAGAAUGUAAAUCAAGUCUUUGCAAGAAAUGGAGAAAAGCCUGAAGAUGGUCUUUUAACAAAAACGUGACAUUUUGCCUAGACUGGAGGCUGACUGCCCUCACCUUUAGUGUAGGAGGGCAUCCUCCAUAAUCCCCCCAGGACAGGCUCCUGCACCUCUGAGCAGCUCCACUGACGCUGUCCCCACCCCCAGGCUGCCACUCGAGAGAGUUCUUACAGUUUAAAUGCAGUCAAGGUAAAGUUAUGGCAUCAGUUAAUGGCCGCCUAAAAAGCCGUUUCAUGAAGUGUAGACAGUGGAGGAGGAGCGUUUGUUCUACUGCUAAGAUCUUGGGGAAACCUGGACUUCUCCCAGGACCCUGGGCCUCCUGACACCCGGUUAGCACUGUCUUUUUCCUCUCCCCUGACCUGUGCCUGAGCUGCUCAGUUCUAAAAUGUUCUCAGUCAGUCUGGUAAAGGGCAACGCUCCCCUCUCAGUUAUGACUUUAAUUUGAGAUUAAGAUCAACGAAAAGUCUAGAGAGACCAAGUGUCAGAAUCUUUUUGUUUUUUAGUUUUAUGGACUGAAGUACCUUCUCAAUCAUCUAUCUAUUGAAAAAGUCAUUGUUUACGGAAAAAAUAAUUAUGAUGAGUGGCAAAUUGCAGAAAAACAGGAUUUGAAACAGUUUUAGAGUCUGCUUCCUUUUCUUCAAUGAGAAAUUAUCAAAGAAACUACCUUUUUAAAAAAAUGUCUUGGGGGUCUGAUUGCUGUAAUAAAAGUAACUAGAUUUGGAGUCUGGUUAAGUAAGUUUUGAGUAAAAUUCUUAGAGCCGAGUGGAAACUUCUAAUGCAAUCACGAAGACUUGUAUUGUCUCUUGUUACUCUAUUUUAGAUCCUCUCCAUUGAACUGACUUUUCCGUAAGGAAAACGCCUAUUCUCAUGUUAAUUUUUACUGAGGUGUUUGCUGUUGGAUGUGAGUCGCUGCCCCGGCCUGAAGAGCAGGGACAGGUUCUCACCGCUGCUCUCCACACGGCCCCCUUCUCUGACCUCCAGCGUUGAUGCUGGAAGCUGGGAAAGGCACUGUAGCAGACAUAACUCGUUUUCAUUCUGAAUUUGUUUUAGAUACUUUAUUUGGAAAUGGGCACUGAAAAUGAAGGUCCAGGACCAGUGAAGCCAGAGUGCCUUCACUGCGAGGGUGUGUGUGUGUGUGUGUGUGUGUGCGUGUGUGGAGGGGACGUCUUGCACACGUAGGAAGUACCCCACUGCUGCUGUUGAGGGAACUUCAAGAGCGCAUUUUAAGUGGUUGAAUAUUAUUGACUUAUUUUUGGCUCAAAACAUAGCAGAACCAGGCCUUACUUUCAUUGAUAAAUACCGUUUGUUAAUAUUUCACUAACAGGAUUUCUUUUUUACUCUCUACAAGUGAGCCAGAAAGUCUCGAUGGCGCUUCUGUGGUGGAAACGUGCGUUCUGGCUAGGUUAUUCAGGAGUUCUUUUAUGCUUGCUGCAUUCAGAGAGACCUUUCUCCUGUAACUCUUUGACGCCCAGGGCGCCCUGGCCCCCGCCUGUAGUUGGGAAGAAUCUUGAACAUUGCCAGCUGUCCUCAUGGUACUCACGAAGGGCUAGCCUUGAAUGUCACUUGCCCACCCUCAAUCUCCCGACUUAGAUACAAUCGCUCCCGGGUCUCUUGGCCUCAAUCAGAACUGCUCCCACCACCGAGGAGACUCGCAUGCCGCCGCCACCUCACAGGGAGGGCUGUGCCACCGCUGCCCUCUCCGAGUCCUGACAGCUGCAGCUGCCUUGCCUUGCCGCCACCUCCCUGCAGGCCUCCUGUUCAGACGAAACAACAGAACACAGAAGAGCAAAGCCCCCCAAACUGGGUUUGCCUCCCCCGUUUACCUGACUGUACAGGGCCCCAACACCCCCCACGCCCCGCUGGGGCCGGAUUGCCUGGCUCUCGCUUCCCUUCAAGCUGCUGCCAUCCCUCUCAGGCCCCGGUGCGCCCGCAGGCCGAGGCCGAGGGGGCGGCAGGUGGCCUUCUUCAAGGGCACCAAGUGUGCUUCGCUGGACCGGGCCGAGACGGCCGCGGGGCUGCCUUUCUGGGGCUCCUCACUAGCUUGUUGAUACCCCGAGCAGGUAAUGCAGCCGAGUUUGUCUCAUCAAUCUUUUUCUUUCCCUGCCACCCUUUAUUUAUCAAGCAUAAUAUUACACAUUAAAAAACAGCAAAUAAGAACUUUGUAGAAUCCCACCAGGACUUUGCUAACAAUAAUGUUUGGAAAUGAAAAAAGAAAUACUCUGAAAAGGAUCAGCCACCAAGAUAGUUUUGUUGGCACUGUGUUCACACGCAUGGUCCCCCACACCCCCAGGUUGGGUUUUUGUUUUUUGUUUUUGGGCUUUUUCAUGUUACAUCCAUAUCUGUAUUUAUAUCUUAUUUGUUUCACCUUCAAGUGUAUCAUGGCAAAUGUACAGAUUUUUUUUUGUUGUUAAUAAUGUGCUAGGAUUUGCUAAAAAAGAAAACAACAACAAAAAAACCCCUUUGAGUUUGCCCUAGAAUAAAUGAAACUUAAUUCAGA